AGUAUACAUCAAUAGAGUAAAAAAGCUUAACACUAAUGCCCUUAAAGCCCUAUUCACCAAAAAUAUCAAACAACAAAAAUCAAGAAAAAGAGAAAGAGGGCAGAAAGAGGAGAGAAAUAGAAAGAGCAAAUCCAAAGCAACAAAAUCAAUGGCUGAAACAAAACAAGAAUUAGAACCUCCUCUAUUCCCAACAUCACCAAUUCCACCAUCAGCUACUUCCUCUAUGUUUCUCUUAAAACUUAUGAGCAAAAGAGGAACAUGGGUUUUUCUCUUUAUUACAGUUUACACAAUCUUGUUAUCACUUUCUUGGAAUUUUCUCAAAUCAGUACUUUCUUGGUACGAAUCAGCUGUACCCCUUAACUCAACUUCUUCAGCUUUGUAUGCAUCUAUGGUAUUAGGAAUUGCUUUUGGAGUUUUAUCCAUGGUAGCAGCUUUAGUUGUGGUUGUUCCAGCAACACUUGUGACAUGGAUUAGUAUAUUGGUUUUAUUAACAUUUGCUGGAAAAGGGAGAAAGGAUUUGGUUUUAGAGGGGAAGAAAAUGACUGCUGAGAUUAUUGGGUUUAUAGUUAAGGUUUUGAUUAGAGAAGGGAAUUUAGUUGCUGCAAUUUGUGCUGUUCUUGGGUAUUUUGCACUUGUUAGAAGAAAUAAAGAAGAUGGUAUUGAUUAUUGAUCAGGAGUAGAUCAAGGAUUCGAGCCGUAGAAACGAUAUCUUGAAGAAAUGCAAGGCAAGACGGCAUACAAUUGGCCCUUGUGGUCCGAUCCUUAUCCGGAUCACGUGCAUAGUAAAAGCUUAGUCCGCCGGGCUGCCUUUUUUUAGUAUUGAGUAUUGAGUUAAAUAAUUAGGGGUGUAAGAGAUUUUCACUUAAACUCAGCUUGUAAAAAUAGGUAAGAUCUAAUGUUUUCUUUGGAUUUUUGGGGGGUUAUUCUUUAUAUGUAUGAUAUGUGUAAAGUGUAUGCUGUUGUGCUGUUUGUAGUAACCUUUGUCUUAUUGUAUUAUGAAAAAUACAGAAGAAAAGGAAAUCUAUUACAGUAUCUUGCUGUGAGUUGGAAUUAA
Nicotiana attenuata is the source of this 1054-nucleotide messenger RNA. RefSeq lists its product as uncharacterized. The coding region runs from base 149 to 670 and encodes 173 amino acids. The transcript has a single exon. Lineage: Eukaryota; Viridiplantae; Streptophyta; Magnoliopsida; Solanales; Solanaceae. The record is from RefSeq and is a predicted model, not a curated record.